This is a messenger RNA of Penicillium lagena, 717 nucleotides long. Its product is annotated as bZIP transcription factor. The record is from RefSeq and is a predicted model, not a curated record. Gene Ontology annotation, molecular function: DNA-binding transcription factor activity, RNA polymerase II-specific; RNA polymerase II cis-regulatory region sequence-specific DNA binding. Gene Ontology annotation, biological process: regulation of transcription by RNA polymerase II. Lineage: Eukaryota; Fungi; Ascomycota; Eurotiomycetes; Eurotiales; Aspergillaceae. The transcript has a single exon. The coding region runs from base 1 to 717 and encodes 238 amino acids.
AUGGCUACUCUGGGUCAGCAUGCCUUUCAUCCAAGCACCCAGAUUGGAAUUCCACCACCAACAACAGAUCCUAUGCAGCUCCCCCUAAUUCCUCCCUUGAGCAUCUCCCGAAGCGAGAAAGAUGCAUUGCUCCAGAAACUACGGCAAAAGCGUGAUUCCCAAUCUACGACCGAUACACGAGCGAACCGAUACCCCAAGCCGCAGUCGAAGAAGCCAACCAAGACAGCCGGGCGACCUUCCACAAGGCCUCAGACACAGAAUAAGAAAAAUAUCACGCCAGAAAGAGCAAGGCGCCUUGAGCGGAAUCGUAUCGCUGCAAACAAAUGCCGACUGAAGAGAAAGGAGGAAAAUCAACAGAUGGAACAUGCCCUGGAAAAUGAGACGGCAAAAUACGACUCGCUUUUGGCGGAAGUAGGCCUUCUCCGCGACGAACUAUUGCACCUCAAAAAUCAAGUCUUGGAGCAUGCAGAAUGCGACGACGAUCAGAUCAAUACCCAUCUUGGAGUGAUGACGCAGACCCUGCUUAAGGAUACCUCGGAUCAGUUGAAAUGCCCAUCACCAACAUUUUCAGUUAGUACGUGGUCAGAGAGUUCGACAUUGGGGACUGGAAACGAUUCGGGUACUGUUGUGAAUUUACCAGAAACGAUUUCGGCCGAUAAAGAGGAGGGCACCGUUGAUUUCAUGUUCGACGACUUUAUCGAUGGGGCGAAACUGUAA